Amoebophrya sp. A120 is the source of this 5987-nucleotide messenger RNA. The record is from the annotation of a GenBank genome assembly. NCBI's taxonomy places the organism in Eukaryota, Dinophyceae, Syndiniales, Amoebophryaceae.
GUUUUCUUUAAACCGACAUGAAGUAGAAGGGACGUUACGGAAUACUCAUUUUCGUUUUUUCAACUUGGACUUGCUUAGAAAAAGCAAAAUGAGUAUGUUUGCCGAAGCGUUAACUCGCCCGGGUCUGCUGGUUGGUGACAGCCCCGCGACCUCAACCGCACUGACGCGGCAGUCCUCGCGCGUAAAAGGAGAGAAAAAAGAUGCUCUUCACCGAGCAGCGCUGGCUGCCAAUUUGCCAGAAUCAAGUAGCACAAGUAGUGCGGCCAAAAAGGAGGAGUCAGUAGACUAUGGAGAACAAGCGAAGGAAAAGAUAAAAGCGACCACUAACCUCCGGUUUUCACCCGGGACCGUAGUACAUGGCCCGGGCUACGAGAAUAAGCAAGCGGGGAAGCAGUUGGCACCAAAGAAGGGCACCCUGAAUUACCCCAAGCGGUCGAAGCAGAGUCAGGCACCAAUUCGGCUAACCGAGUGGCCGGUGAGUACGGAGAAUUUGAAAACGCCACUGGUCGUGGAGCAGCUCUUGCGAGAGGCGGACACACCAAAUCAGGAAGAGAUAUCUUCGAGGUGGUCUUUUUCUUCGUCUGUGACAGAGGACUCUCCGUUGGUUCAGCCAGUCCCGCGGGCCUCGCACCGGAAAAUUAUGAAUACUCGGGGUCUUUCUGCUUCAGUACCAGGUUCUCUUCCUCCAGUCGUGCUAGCAGAACCGGCGAAGGACGAGCCAGAAGUAGAUGCAGCACGAAAAAGUACACCGCAGACAGAAGAGGUCAAAAACAACACAACGGCGAUGUUGUUUUAUGAGGAAACGCCGAGCGGAAGCGCAUCGAAUGACGAAGGCAUGAGCGGCCAAGAAUACUACGAUGAAGAAAACGAAGACGCUGCAGGGGAAGACGAGCCGUAUGAUGAAGCGCAAGAUGAUGAAGAACCCAAGGACGAGGCUGAUGGUACUGAUUUGAUGUGGAGAUAAGUAAUCUGCUUCUCAUUCCGGGUUUCAUAGGUUGAGUGUAAAAAUCAAAGUACUUGUUCAAAUUAUCGAGAAGCAAAGCCCUAAAAACACUCGCAGGUGGCUCUAGAACACAGCAAGGCCUGGUCGCAGAGGGUGAGCAGAUGGCAGCGGACAAUUUCUACGGAGAAGAGGAGGAGGACAGCGAGGAGGAAGAGGAGGACGAUGAAAGCCUGGAUAAUUUCCCUGCCCCUCCUGAUGGCGCUCCACGCGACAAUGAUCCAGGUUCGGAAGACCACGUGUAUCCCGGUAGUAUGAAGAGGUUGACGAGUGCUGGUGCCCCGCCGGAGAUUGCCAGUGGCGUGUCGGCAGGCUCGCAGGGGUCCUUGUUGGACGAUGAGCAGUUGCCUGCAGGUGAUGCUAAAACGGUUCUGUCCUCGCAGCCGCACGCGCCCCCAGCGCGCGUCUUGUCGCAAGAUAACAUCAACAACACCCACGGCGCGGGGCUGCUGCAAAAGGGGAUUGCACCGUCGAAAAACGCUGAGCGGAACUCCAGCUCGUACCGAAAGUCACGGGGUAGCAUGAGGUCCCUGGCCGCGGAGGAGUUCCAGGCGGACGAUCGGUUCUCGCUAGGGUCGGUGAUAAUUUCUAAGCCACAGAUGAACAAUAAUGGUGCAGCAACUACAAAACCAGACCGAUCUUCAAUGCAGUCGCUCGAUGGCGCCACCCCAGAUACGCUGCGGAACAGCAAUGCGGGAAACAUGGAUCGAGGGUCUAUGAUGCCUCUGGAGGCAACUGCGGAGGAUUUGCGGAAUAGUAAUGCUGAAAAACUCGACCGCUCCUCGCUCCUGACUCCGGAAGAUGACGUGAAAGUAGAACCAGGCGAGGAAAAAAUGAAAACGACGUCUGUGCGUCACAUCGUGGCUGCCGCCCCCGCGGGACCUGGUGUAGUGCCGGCGGCAGCGCUGCAGACCGAAACGGUCGUCGGCACCACAACAGCAUCCGCAGAUAAAGGAACCUCGCUUUCUGGCAGGAGUGGGACGGCGCAACGAGAGGGCUUGGAAGACAGGAUCAAGCGACGUGCUGAGGCCAGAGCAAGCCAGUCAUCGGUAAACGCAGUAGAGAAAACCCAAAAAUCAUCGAAAGCGUCUGCCAUCUCGCCGAUGGAAGUUCCUCCAGCAGCUCCAGCAGAGGAAGUGCAGCAACCCCAAGCUGGAGAGGCGAAAUUGGGUUCCGAAGCGGCAAAGACUUCGUACGCACCCUCGUCUAGAAGCACCGGUGUGCCGCCAGCAGUUCGGCGGAACACAAACUCAACCGGUACUUCCCCCCCUGUGAGCCAGCUGCAUCAAAGCGCAGGCCCAGCUACCGCCUCUGGAGGUGCAGUCUCCGCGGGUAAUAGUAGUGCGAUAACUGGCGCCGGCCUGGGCGGCAGCGGUGAUGCAGCGGCGCAAAGCGUCAAUAAUAUGGACGAUCCCGAACGAAAAACCGUGGUUUCUGACGCUGCCACGACGUCGAACACCACACAAGUGCCGCGGUCUUCCAAGAAGAAAGUCACGAUCUCGUCGGAGUGGGGGCCUGCGCCGAAGCAGAAACCACCAGGCACGUCAGGCAGCGGGGCGGCGUCUUCUUCGUCUGCUGCUUCUGAGGACAGAAAAUCCCAGACGCAGCUAACAGAAGAGCUCCUCACCAUGGUCCGGACCGCUAUUGAAGACGCAGGUGCCACGUCCGGGGCCGGCGGAGCGGACAAGUGCUUUUCAUCUCGUGAUUUCGAUUUUCCAUAGUAAUGAUUUUGAGAGAAACCAUUGAUUUGGGCACAAACUUAAAUCAUAAAUCUACGUUCGAUGAAAACUACAUUAACAGGCAGCCUGUCACUACAGCCGCGAAGAUGAACGAUCGCAGUUUGCCGACGCAGCAGAUAUGGCCAGGUCAACUGUGGACUGGGUCAAUGUUUGCAUGGUUUUUACAUUAAGUGAUUGUGUGUGUAUGUGGUUGUCGUGAUAAUCGCACGAGCACGAUUGUUUCUGCACCAUCUAUGGAGCCUGUCCUAGAUCCAAAUUAUCCGAAGCCGAAUUGGCAGAAAGGAUUCGCGCUCUUGGAUUCACCUAAGUGCUCCGAAAAUGACUCUUCACCUGGGUGCUCCAAAAUUGACCCCGCGCCCGGUUGACAAGGCCAUACAUGAAUCUUGCCGCUUUUCUCGGCCUGAGAAAAAGCGAUCGCCGGAAGACCACACAACAGAUGUCCAGUUCUUCCAACUCCUUCCAGCCAGACUCGCGGACGACCACGUCGCCCAGCGGACCCCGCAGCACAAUGUCCUUUUCCAACAGAAGCCCGGGCGAUCGUGGUUUCGCGACACAACAAAAUCUUCCCUCGCGCGUCCCAAGCGUGCGCGGCUCGCAGGCACAGCAAGAGAGGAGAAGCGGCUCGUCCACGAGGUUCUGGGCGUCGGACCCGUUCGUAGGUGCAGCGCCGGCAGAAGGCUUGGGACCCGAACACUACAUCCCAGAACAACAACAUCAAGUUUCUCCACUUCGUGCGGCUGCAGCCACGGUGGCAAACGGGUCGGUGCGCACACAAGACAUCUCGUACCCCGGUCAGGCGCCGUCGCGGGCCAACACCGGGGGCACGCUAACCGCGCCACAGCCCAUGAUGACGACGCCGUCCGUGAUGUUCCCGCUGGCGUCGCAGCAAACCUCGCCCUCGCGCAUACUUCCGACCACCUCGUUUGCCGUGCCCGUCGCGGUUCCCACCGCGGCGCAGGUGCAACGAAGCAUGACGCGGCAGAUUCAGUCUGCGGAGAUGACGGCGCUGGCACAACUGGAGCAGACGCUGGUCGCAAUGCAAGAGUUCCAGCAGCGCGCGGAGCUGAGUCUGCACGAAAAGCUGGCCGACCAGGAGGAGCGAUUAGCUGCCCUGCAGCAAUAUUGGCAGCGCGAGGCGGGUUCGGCGCUAGUGGAGCAGCUGCGGGAGCACAGUCAGCAAAUGCAGCAGGAUAUCGAAGACCGAGUUUCCAGUAACAACACGCACCUGGAACUUCUGCUGCGGGACGUGGUGCAGUCCGUUGUAGUGCAGCAGAAGUUGUCACUGUCAACCGGAUCGGGUUCGAAGUCGACCCGGGUAACCAACAUCGCAGACGGCAGAAGCCUGGGUAAUGACCAGGAGAGGCGGGCUGCGGGGACCCCAUCAUUGGUUGACGCCGCAACGAGCCCCGUGGACGAUCGAGCUGCGGUGACACAGCAGCUCGAACAAGAGAGAAACGUGCGGUCAGGAGUUCCGGACAAUUUUGGACGCAAACCGUCCACGCGCCAAUCCGGCUCGGGGCAACUGCAGCAGCUGCUCACUCCCAAAACGGUAACGGCCUCGCCGUACCCGCCCAAGACGCUUCUCCUACAGGCCGAAGACGGCGAGACUGGUAAAUUUUUACUUUUCGGUGAUGUGCAUAUGCGCUUUUCUCUUUCUUGUUUCUGACUCUGCUUCGUAUGGAGCGAGAGAAAAAAUGGAUGGCGUUGAGAAACCAAACAAGUGCGAAGUGCAUGAAAUCGUUCAUUCGCUCGGACCUUUAUUUAUACCAGGCGCCAAUCAUCUUCCCGACAGCGCGAUGCUGCAGGACCGAUCGCGCAAGAAGUUCAAGAAGAUGAUGGUUCUGUUCAGCGACGAUCUCCCCACGGAACGGCUUGCGAUAGAGGAAUUAAAGAACGUAGGGAACCGGCUGUACCUCGAACGGGAAUACGAGACUUCCGCGGAAUACUUCACGAAAGCCAUCCUUAUGUUUGAAGCCAGGUAGUCGCGCAGUACGUUCUUUAGAGACUUUUGUUAAACCCAUUGCUGACGAUGCGAGCGUGUUUUUUGUGGUGCUGCAGAUACGAAAACACUAGAUACGGGUAAGGAUGAUUGCAGAUGUCUAUGCUGAUCCAGCUUAUUGUGUAAAUUUGAAAACAGGUUCUACGAAAAUUGUCCGCGCGAUUACCAUUCGAAGUCCAUUUUGGGCAUUCUGUACGGCAAUCGGUGUCAGUGCUAUCUAAUGCUCGCUAAAGAGGCCCAGGCGGGAAAGCCGUUGUCUGCUGAUGAUAUCGAUCCAGACGUCAGGUAAAAGAUGCGCAGGCAUGAUUUCUUUUGGACUUUUCCAAUGGGAUGUGCAAGCUGAUCCUGAUGCAGUGUAAUAUUCGACGUCCAUCGACGUUUAAAUCGUUUCGCAUUUUUCUUUCAACAGGUACUUCGCCCUCCGUGCGAACCGUGACGCAGUGGUCUCUUACAGUCUGGACCCGAUGAAUGCGAAGAGCUUCCAUAAGCGCGGACAGGCCUUGCUCCUCCUUUCUGGAAUGCAGCAGCGUUCUAAGGCGGCCAUGAAGUCCUUCGAGCGAGCACUCCAACUCGGCACGCUGCCGGCGUCAACCCGGCGAGACGCGGAGCAGUGGCAUGAGUUCGCGAAGAAGCGAUGGGAAGAGGAGACGCCGCUACCGGGCGGAAAAAAAUCUGUGCAGGAGUGUGCGGUGCAGUGAAUCAUGUUUCGUUCUGAGAUCGCGUUUCUUUGUUGAAAGGAGUACGGUCUGUGUAGCUUUCCGAUGGAUGCUUGAUGUACUCGAGCCAGUGUUUCUUUUUAGUCUUUCAUUAUUCAAACAAGAGGGAGCAGGACAAGCUCUUUUUCUGUCAAUGUUUUUACCAGCAUCGAUCCAUCUUCUAAGUGCGAACAAAACUCCAGGUAGGUUGUUUUCUUUUUCAUAAAUUCGUUUUGAUUUGCUUUUUCGUUUAAGUCUCUCUACGAGACGAUUCGCUCUCGUUCUUCUAGUUACAGCAAAAAUCAGGGUGUAUCAAAAGAAAUCUUCAUAGCGACAAAUGAAUCAUAAUCAUCCAGUUAUUGUCAGAUAGAUUACGGAAAGGAGGUGCACUCACAGCCAUGAAGGCAUCAGCCUGAUAUGCGUGGCUAAAAUUUCGUCUUCGUCGUGGCAUGAAUGGUGACUACUUGUUGACCUGUAGCAUACAAGUUGGAUAUUGAUAUAUUACUUCGUCAAAAUAAGUAACUCAAAAGAGCGCUUCUCGUUCUCAUCGUGAU